Molecule: messenger RNA, 416 nt
Organism: Helicoverpa armigera (cotton bollworm)
Lineage: Eukaryota; Metazoa; Arthropoda; Insecta; Lepidoptera; Noctuidae
Gene: UQCR-Q
Product: cytochrome b-c1 complex subunit 8
Exons: 2
Coding region: 94-342 (82 amino acids)
Biological process (GO): mitochondrial electron transport, ubiquinol to cytochrome c
Source: RefSeq, a predicted model, not a curated record
UGACACUUGAGUAUUUUACUUACUGCAUGCAUGUAAGUAGUAGACAAGCGAUUAUAUAAUUCAACGUUUAGAGUGAAUUAAGUCAAUAUAAAAAUGGGCAAGCACUUUGGGGAACUUGCUAAAAUCCGAGGAUUGAUAACUUACAAGCUAUCGCCCCAUGAACAACGUGCUUACGCUAAUGCUGUUUCUGUUGGAUUGCCCAAUAUAUUCCGCAGAUUCCGCGAAAGCGUCUUCAAGUGGGCCCCACCCUUCAUCAUUGGUUACUUAGUCUACGAGGGAACUGAACGAGAACAUACUCGUCUAGCACGCAAGAAUCCUGCUGAUUUUGAAAAUGAUCAAUAAAUAGAUGUAUUAUUUAAGCAACAAUAUUUCAAUAUUUAUGUUUUAGUUGUUAAUUAAAAGUAUGUAAAAGCACA